AUGGCUGAGAUUGAGACUGAGAGUACUGGGGGCGGCGCCACCACCAGCCUGCUAAGGGCAGAGAGAGAUAGAGAGAGACCAAGAGAGCCAUGGAAGGGAGAGUUUGUGAAGAGCAUUGUGUAUGCCAGUCUUGAUGCCAUCGUCACUUGCUUCUCUCUCAUUUCAUCCAUCUCCGCUACCAGUCGCUCCUCAGGGGAUGUGUUGGUGCUGGGAUUUGCAAAUCUGGUUGCUGAUGGGAUAUCGAUGGGGUUUGGGGAUUAUGUAUCGAGCAGCACCGAGAAAGAUGUGGGUGUCAAAGAAAGGGCGGUGACUGAGUGGGAUAUCACCCACCAUAGCCGUAUUGAGCAGCAGGACUUGCUGAGGCAAUAUCAAGCACUUGGGAUGGACAUCAACGAUGCCACCAUGGUUGUGAACAUAUUUGCAAAAUACAAGGACAUCAUGGUGGGCGAGAAGAUGGUGGCUCAGAAAGGAAUGCGACAGCUGGACGAAGCAGACAAGCCAUGGAAGCAUGGCCUGGUCACCUUUGUGGCCUUCCUUGUGUUUGGGAGUGCCCCUCUCCUCUCAUUCAUCGUCCUUAUUCCAUUUACGCACAGUGACACUGUCAAGUUUGUUGGUGCAUGCGUCCUUUCUGCGCUGGCGCUUGCGCUGUUGGGGAUAGCCAAGGCCAAGAUUGCAGGCCAGAACUAUGCAUUCUCGGCAGUAAUGACUCUAUUCAAUGGGGCUAUAGCUGCAGCUGCCGCAUACACUCUGGGGUCAGUACUUACCAAUGUGGCCGGCCUAGAUGACUGA
Messenger RNA from Alnus glutinosa, 789 nucleotides. RefSeq lists its product as uncharacterized. The transcript has 3 exons. Gene Ontology annotation, cellular component: membrane. The record is from RefSeq and is a predicted model, not a curated record. The coding region runs from base 1 to 789 and encodes 262 amino acids. Gene Ontology annotation, biological process: intracellular manganese ion homeostasis. NCBI's taxonomy places the organism in Eukaryota, Viridiplantae, Streptophyta, Magnoliopsida, Fagales, Betulaceae. Gene Ontology annotation, molecular function: manganese ion transmembrane transporter activity; iron ion transmembrane transporter activity.